Molecule: messenger RNA, 1024 nt
Organism: Melopsittacus undulatus (budgerigar)
Lineage: Eukaryota; Metazoa; Chordata; Aves; Psittaciformes; Psittaculidae
Gene: QPRT
Product: quinolinate phosphoribosyltransferase
Exons: 4
Coding region: 1-927 (308 amino acids)
Biological process (GO): quinolinate catabolic process; NAD+ biosynthetic process
Cellular component (GO): cytoplasm
Molecular function (GO): nicotinate-nucleotide diphosphorylase (carboxylating) activity
Source: RefSeq, a predicted model, not a curated record
AUGGAGCCCCGCCCACUUCCGGUCCUGCCCCCGCCCACCCUCCGCCUCCUCGCCCUCCAUUGGCUGCAGGAGGACUCCACGCCCUUUGACCCCACCUCUGCCCUCUCGGGCCAGGCCCCGGCUCGGGCCCAGCUCCUCAGCAAGGCCUCAGGUGUCCUCGCAGGCCUCCCCUUCGCCGAGGCCGUCUUCCGGGAGCUCCGAUGUCACUUCCGGCCCCUCCUCCCGGAAGGCUCCGCCCUCACCGGAAGCCGCUCUGUAGUCGCCGAACUCUAUGGUCCCGCCUGGGGCCUACUCGCCGGUGAGCGCCCGGCCCUCAACUGCCUAGGCCGCUGCAGCGGCGUCGCCUCUAUGGCCGCGGCAGCCAAUGGGGUGGCGAGGCAACAAGGCUGGACCGGAUUGGUCGCCGGGACCCGGAAGACGACCCCCGGCUUCCGGUUGGCGGAGAAGUACGCGCUGAUGGUGGGCGGGGCCCAGGAGCACCGCUGGGGGACGGACGCGCUGCUAUUGGUCAAGGAUAAUCACGUGGUGCUGCACGGGGGCGGCGUGGAGGAGCUGGUCUCUGCCGCUCGCUCUGCUGCUGGUUUCUGGCGUCGAGUCUCCAUUGAGGUCAGUUCUGAGGCUGCUGCUGUUGCUGCUGCUGCUGCCGGAGCCGACAUCGUCCUCAUGGACAACUUCAGCCCCGAGGCCCUGCACAAGGCCGCGGCCGCCGUCAAGGCCUCCUGGCCCCACGUCCUGGUUGAAGCCAGUGGGGGCAUCACCCUGAGCUCCCUGCCCCACUUCCUGGGGCCCCACAUCGACGUGGUCUCCAUGGGCUGCCUGACCCACAGCGCCCCUGCCCUGGACUUCGCCCUCAAGGUCCUGCCCCAUAGCGAGCAAGGGGGGGAUGAAUGGGGGGCAAUGGAGGCGUGGGAACAGCCCCCCCCAUAGGCAUGAAUGGGGCUACGGAGGCCACGCCCCCUCCCCCGUGGGAACCGCCCCCCCCCCCGUGGGAACCACCCCCCCCAUAGGCAUGAAUGGGGCGAUA